GAUAGAUAGAUAGAUAGAUGUAAAUGCACUGUCUGGUUUAGCGGCCGGGGAACAGCAGAAAUAUACAAGGGGCGGAUUAAGCAACUGAGCCGUACGCAGGUGGUGCGCGAUGCAUUCCGCUGCGCUUUCCUCAAAAACAGCCAAAGGUUUCUCUGGCUGCCAAAGCGAAGAGUUGCGAAAGCGAAAUUGACCUCCUUCUGCCCUUGAUGGCCAAGCCAGGCCUGCCUUUGCUCCCGUGUCCAUGCCCAGGCACGAAAAUCCAACGCCCUUAUUCAUGUUUAAGACCCAAGAUCAAGGAAAGCAAAAGGCUACUGAGGAACAUAACAAUAUGUGCCAAAGCGAACAUGAGGAAUAUUGUGUUGCUGUUUCUCUUGCUAGCUUUUGGACUUCACUGGACCCAGUACAAGUCCGGUCCCAAACCUGUAAGGACCUCUAUUGUCCAUCUUUUUGAAUGGCGCUGGAUUGACAUUGCUCUUGAAUGUGAAACGUACUUAGCUCAACAUGGAUUUGCAGGUGUUCAGGUUUCUCCUCCAAAUGAAAACCUUGUAAUUAUGAAUCCCUGGAGACCAUGGUGGGAGAGAUACCAGCCGGUUAGUUACAAGUUAUGUUCACGCUCUGGAAAUGAAAGUGAGUUCAGAGAUAUGGUGACUAGAUGCAACAAUGUUGGAGUCCAUAUUUAUGUGGAUGCUGUAUUCAACCAUAUGCUCAACUCCGCAGCUGGAUCUGGCAACCGUGGAAUCUGUAAUAGCUAUUUCAAUUCGGAACGCCAUGAUUUUCCUUCUGUCCCAUAUUCGAGAUUUGAUUUUAAUGAUCCAAUAUGUAAAACGCCCAGUGGGAACAUAGAAAACUACAGUGAUCCUAUUCAGGUGCGUUACUGCCGACUUUAUGGACUCCUUGACCUUUCCCAGUGGAAAGACGAUGUGCGUUCAAAAAUAAUACACUUCUUGAACCACUUGAUUGACCUUGGCGUGGCAGGGUUCCGAAUUGAUGCUGCUAAGCACAUAAGGCCCGAGGACAUAAAUGUUAUUUUAAGCAAGCUAAAUAACCUCAAUGCCCGAUGGUUCACCAAAGGUUCACGACCUUUCAUCUAUCAAGAGGUAAUUGAUUUGGGCGGUGAAGCCAUCCAAAGCUCUGAAUACUUCAGAAAUGGCCGAGUGACUGAAUUUAAAUACGGCAUGCAGUUGGGGACUGUCCUUCGCAAAUGGAAUGGACAAAAGAUGGCGAAUUUGAAGAGCUGGGGAGAAAGCUGGCACAUGAUGCCCUCUAAUAAAGCCUUCGUCUUUGUUGAUAAUCACGACAACCAGAGGGGACAUGGAAGUGGUGGGUCCUCCAUUCUCACGUUUUGGAACCCUAGACUUUAUAAGAUGGCAGUGGGUUUUAUGCUCGCUCAUCCCUAUGGAUUCACACGAAUCAUGUCGAGCUACUGGUGGCCUAAAGAUAUCCAGAAUGGAACGGACUUGAAUGAUUGGGUUGGACCACCAAGCAAUAGUGAUGGAUCCAUUAAACCUGUGACAAUUUAUGCAAAUCAAACUUGUGGCAAUGGCUGGAUCUGUGAACACCGUUGGGAUGAAAUUCGGAACAUGGUGAUAUUCCGAAAUAUCGUCUAUGGGGAGCCAAUUACAAACUGGUGGGACAACGAUAACAAUCAGGUAGCAUUUGGACGUGCUGGAAAAGGAUUUGUUGUGUUUAAUAAUGAUGACAGGAACUUGUCGGUAAUCCUUCCAACUGGACUUCCUGCUGGGGCUUAUUGUGAUGUCAUUUCAGGACGAAAGGAAGGCAAGACUUGUACAGGAAUUCAAAUCCAUGUGGCGGCUAAUGGCAUGGCACAUUUUCAGAUUAAUUACCAAGCAAAACAUCCCUUCAUUGCAAUUCAUGUUGAAGCCAGACUGUAAUAUAUACUGAUGAACAUUUCUCCUCUUUGAUUGGGUUCUGUUCUCUGUGUAUUAUAAAGCUGAUUUUAUACAUUUAUUAUUUAUUACUUCUGUAGGCUGAUUCUAUCAUAACUCACGAUGUUAUACAAUGUAAGACAACGUACAGCAAUGCAAUUCAAAACGAUACCAAAAACAUGUGGAAUAAAAUAAUAUAAACUUUUAACAGAACAGUUAUCCUGCAAGGAAUCCAUUCCUAUCCGUUUCUAAUCCAAGACCCGGGAGAAGAGCCAUGCUUUUAAGGAUUGUUUAAAUAUAGUCAGUGAAGUCCAUGUGAAUAUCUGGGGGAGGGUGUAAUUUCAAAGAGGAUAGCAAUAGAAAUAGCACUUAAACUUUUAUAC
This is a messenger RNA of Thamnophis elegans (Western terrestrial garter snake), 2269 nucleotides long. Its product is annotated as pancreatic alpha-amylase-like. Gene Ontology annotation, biological process: carbohydrate metabolic process. Bases 207 to 1892 code for a protein of 561 amino acids. Lineage: Eukaryota; Metazoa; Chordata; Lepidosauria; Squamata; Natricidae. The transcript has 12 exons. Gene Ontology annotation, molecular function: cation binding; alpha-amylase activity. The record is from RefSeq and is a predicted model, not a curated record.